CCCAAGAUGGCGGCAGGAUUGAAAAGUUGUUGCCGCGGCAGCCGCGUCCCUCGCUUGGCUUGAGCCUCCCGCUCUUCCGCGGGCGGCUAUGGCGGCGCAGUGAGGGGAGAGGGGACCCGGGCGGGGAGAUGCCUCCGGGCCCCGCCUGAGACAUGGAGGAGGAAGGCAAGAGGGGCAAGAAGCCUGGAAUAGUGUCCCCUUUCAAGCGCGUCUUCCUGAAAGGCGAAAAGGGCCGGGAUAAGAAGGCCCAGGAGAAAGUGACGGAGAGGCGGGCCCUGCACACUGUGCCGCUCUCCUUGCCUGACCGUGUGGAGCCGGACGUCCUCUUGAACGACUACAUCGAAAAGGAAGUGAAGUAUUUAGGUCAAUUAACCUCUGUCCCAGGGUACCUGAACCCUUCCAGCCGAACUGAGAUCCUGCAUUUGAUAGACAAUGCUAAGAGGGCACAUCAGCUUCCAGGCCAGCUGACCCAAGAACACGACGCUGUGAUCAGCCUCUCGGCCUACAACAUCAAGCUGGUGUGGCGAGAUGGCGAAGAUAUCAUCCUCAGGGUCCCCAUCCAUGACAUCGCAUCGGUCUCCUACAUCCGCGACGACUUGUUGCACUUGGUGGUUUUGAAAACAGCUCAGGACCCCGGGAUUUCCCCCAGCCAGAGUCUUUGCGCCGAAAGCUCGAAGGCUCUCACGUCAGGGUCACUCUCAGAGAGCGGGGUGGUUCCCGUCGAGGCCUGCUGCCUGGUGGUCCUGGCCGCAGAGAAUAAAGUAACGGCGGAAGAACUCUGCUCCCUUCUCAGCCAAGUCUUCCAUAUUGUUUACACGGAGUCCACCAUUGACUUCCUAGACAGAGCAAUAUUUGAUGGGGCCUCCACGCCAACGCGACACCUGUCCCUGCACAGCGACGACUCUUCUACAAAAGUGGACGUGAAAGAUUCCUACGAAACUGAAGCAAGCACUUUUUCUUUUCCUGAGUCCUUGGAGGCCGGCGGCAACUCCCCGUCUUCCUUCUCGGCCCAGACCUCCCCGCACGCCAAGACGGCCAGCGAAAGCGAGCUGAGCACCACCGCCACGGAGCUGCUCCAGGACUACAUGAUGACGUUACGAACAAAACUCUCCUCUCACGAGAUCCAGCAGUUUGCCAUGCUUUUGCACGAAUAUCGCAACGGGGCCUCCAUCCACGAGUUCUGCGUCAGCCUGCGACAGCUCUACGGGGAUAGCAGAAAAUUCCUUCUGCUAGGCCUUCGGCCGUUCAUCCCUGAAAAGGACAGCCAAUACUUUGAGAACUUCCUGGAAACCAUCGGCGUGAAGGACGGCCGGGGCAUCAUUACUGACAGUUUUGGGAGGUACCGGCGGACGGUGAGCAGCGCCUCCAACUCCACCACCAACGGCAACGGAGCCGCCGGGAGCUCGGACGACCAGUCCGCGCCCUCGGAAGGAGACGAAUGGGACCGGAUGAUCUCGGACAUCAGCAACGACAUUGAAGCUCUCGGGUGCAGCAUGGACCACGAUUCCUCCUGAAAGGGGAGCAGGAGAGAGAAGAGGCAGCUCCGUCACUCACCACCAACCAACCAACCAAUCCCCUCUCUCUCACUCCUUUUUGUUCCGGGCGAAGCGGAAAGUGUGUGUGGGGGGGGAUUCCCACACGCCUCCCCUUUCCUCGGCCAGAUUCUCCAGUGGCUGCAUUUGGUACCCACCUUGUGCUUAUCGCCCAACGGUCUCUUCUGUGAAGGAGCAAGAGUGAGCAAGCCACGAAAGAGAACUGGACGGGCCUUGAAAGGAGAGGGCCUGGCCGAAAUGGCCGGGAGCCCCCGUCUGCUUUCUUGCCGGGGGAUGAAUUGCCGGAGAAGCCAUGAACCCAAGAGGAGGAAGGAAGGAGCCUGGGUCUUGAUGAGGCCCCCGCCAACCCACGCAAGGGACCCCACAGACCGGUUUCCGGUUUUGCACAUGACAUUUCUAACCUUUUUUUUUUUUAAAUGAACUUCAUUGCAAUGUGAAUAACUUAAUAUUCCAAGUGUUUGUCAUAACAUUUCCAGUUCAGAUCAGAAGGUGGCCUUGGUCGUGAAGCAGGGACCGGCCGUCUGUAGCAGCCCGGUUGAAGCGGAGUUCUCUCCUCGGCUUCGGUGCUCGCUGCCGGGUGGUGUUGGGCAAGCUCAGCCCGGACGCCCUCGCUCCUGUUGGGAGGCGCCGUCCGGCUCCUGCCAAACCCCGCAGCUUACCUCCAGCAAAGCCCUCAGUGAGCGAGGCUGCCCGUGCUUGAGCAAACGUUCCCGUACUAGCCAAACGCUAGCAGUUUCCCAGCACACUUGCUGGUUGACGGCAUUUCCCUAGCCCAAGGGCCUGUGUCUGUGUGUGUGGUUUUUCUUUGCGGUGCGUGGCUCCCUACAGAGUUCGGGGGUGCUACCGUUUCUACCUGGGCGUUGCGUGAAUCUGAAGGGUGUGUGGAGGGGUGGUCCCAGCAGGACGGGUUUGCAAGUCUCGGCUGGGUGAAAAACAGCUGGCACAGCCUCUGCAGCUGGCCUGGGCCCCGAGCUGGACAUUGGGUGUCCGGCGGUGCCAGUCUGCAGCCGAUGGGAGGGUUUGGGUUCCUUCCAUUUUAUGGUGACAGUUUACUUGGGGCGUCCGAAGCCCACCGGAGCUCUGGUAUGGAUCACAUCGGUUGCUUUCUAAGCGUGAGAGUUGACAGCAAGCUAACGGGUGGAUCGGCCUUUUGAUUUGGGGUUUGUUUUUUCGUUUUUAAAGGAGCACGGAGUGGAAGAAAUAUAUACAUAAUGUAUAUGCGUUGUAUAUAUUAUACAUAUAAAAUGCACAGUUAUUUUUGUAUGUGUAUUUCAUGCCAUGAGAUCUCUGCUAGCUACUAUAAACUGACCUGUACGCUAUUCUAGCUCUUUG
Molecule: messenger RNA, 2885 nt
Organism: Elgaria multicarinata webbii
Lineage: Eukaryota; Metazoa; Chordata; Lepidosauria; Squamata; Anguidae
Gene: CCM2
Product: CCM2 scaffold protein
Exons: 10
Coding region: 153-1514 (453 amino acids)
Biological process (GO): heart development; vasculogenesis
Source: RefSeq, a predicted model, not a curated record